Candoia aspera is the source of this 7413-nucleotide messenger RNA. It is a transcript of the gene ARFGEF3, whose product is annotated as ARFGEF family member 3. The record is from RefSeq and is a predicted model, not a curated record. Bases 100 to 6645 code for a protein of 2181 amino acids. Gene Ontology annotation, molecular function: guanyl-nucleotide exchange factor activity. Gene Ontology annotation, biological process: regulation of ARF protein signal transduction. The transcript has 35 exons. NCBI's taxonomy places the organism in Eukaryota, Metazoa, Chordata, Lepidosauria, Squamata, Candoiidae.
CAACAGCCGCCGCUAGGAUGCUGCGCGCAGCCCCGAUGUAGCGCUUGAGCGCCGACCCUCUCGCCGCACUCCCGGCCCGGCGUCUUCCCUUCUCUUUGGAUGCCGCGGGGCAAGAUGGAAGAGAUCCUGAAGAAGCUGCAGAAGGAAGCAUCGGGGAGCAAAUACAAGGCGAUCAAGGAGAGUUGCACCUGGGCCAGCGAAACAUUAGAAUCUCUAGAUGCUACAAACAAGAUCCCUCCUUAUCAGCUGAGGGAGAAGUGUCUCCUUCCACUGCAGCUUGCUUUGGAGAGCAAGAAUAUGAAACUGGCACAGCAAGCUCUAGCAGGGAUGCAGAAGCUACUGUCUGAUGAGCGAUUUGUAUCCAUGGAAACUGACUCUGAUGACAAGCAGUUGCUUAAUCAAAUGCUGAAUGCAGUCAGAGUGACUCCAUCUCUCAAUGAAGACCUGCAGGUAGAAGUGAUGAAGGUAUUGCUCUGCAUAACAUACACUCCAACGUUUGAGUUGAACGCAAGUUCUGUACUUAAGAUUGCUGAAGUCUGCAUUGAAACUUAUAUUUCCAGUUAUCACCAGCGGAGUAUUAAUACAGCUGUACGGGCAACUCUCAGCCAGAUGUUGAGCGAUUUGAUUUUACAGUUGCGGCAAAAACAAGAAAAUACAAUGACUGAAAGCCAAGGAGUUCUUCAAGGGCUCAAGAAUUCAGAUUCCACCACUGAGUCAUUCUGUGAUGAUGUUGUCUCUGUCUUCAUGGUCCUCUGCGAAAAACUUCAGACAGCCAUCAGUGACAAUCAGCAGUUGCAGCUUCUCUACCUGGAAUGCAUUCUCUCCAUGCUGAAUAGCUUUUCUCCUAGUAUGCGCCACCAUAAAGGAUUCACUGACCUCAUCUGGAAGCAGCUUUGUCCAGCCCUGAUUGUAAUCUUGGGCAAUCCAGUUCAUGACAAAACAAUCACAUCUGCUCACAGCAACACUAGUCAUGAAGCCGAUUCUCCUUCCUCGGGAGUCUCUGACCGUGGCCGAGGGUCAGGCUGCUCUACAACUGCCCCUGCCCUUAGUAGUCCUGUUGCACGGACUAUCUACUACAUUGCAGCGGAGCUCGUUCGAUUGGUGGGCUCAAUGGAGUCCAUGAAGCCUGUUCUGCAAUCUCUGUACCAUCGGAUGCUUCUGUAUCCCCCACCCCAGCACAGAGUAGAAGCUAUCAAGAUCAUGAAAGAGAUACUCGGAAGUCCUCGACGGCUUUGUGAUUUAGCAGGUCCCUGCUCCACAGAACCAGAAUCCAGAAAGAGGUCCAUUUCAAAAAGAAAAUCCCACCUGGAUCUUCUUAAACUAAUCUUGGAUGGGAUGACUGAAGCCUGCAUAAAAGGUGGCAUUGAAGCAUGCUAUGCCUCGGUGUCAUGCGUCUGUGCCCUGCUUGGAACGCUGGAUGAGUUAAGUCAAGGGAAGGGCCUUGAUCAGGAGCAAGUACAUCUGCUUCUCCGACGGUUGGAUGAAUUAAAAGAGGGGGCUGAGACAAGUAGAGAUUCCAUGGAGAUCAAUGAUGCUGAUUUUAGGUGGCAAAGACGUAUACUGUCAUCAGAGCAUGCCCCCUGGGAUGCAGGCCAUGAAAAGAGUCCUGACAUUAGUAUUAGCGUUACCACAGAUACAGGUCAGACAACCCUAGAAGGAGAUAUGGGGCAGACAACACCAGAUGAUCGUUCUGAAAUUCGUAAGAAUUCUUUGCAAUCCCCAGCUGGACAAGCAGGCAAAGAAAUUCAUUAUAAAGAGCCAGAAUCAGAAACAGUUGACCAGCCAGACGUAGUUCAACGGAGCCAUAACGUUGUCUAUCCAGAUAUAACUAAUUUCCUUUCUGUUGAUUGCAAGGCCCAUUCAUGUGGAUCUAGAUACAGUGAGAGUAAUUUCAGUGUUGAUGACCAGGAUCUUUCCAGAACUGAAUUUGAUUCAUGUGACCAAUAUUCUAUGGCAGCAGAGAAAGACUCUGGAAGGUCAGAUGUGUCAGACAUAGGUUCAGAUAACUGUUCAUUGGCUGAUGAAGAACAGACACCACAAGAUUGUCCUGGUCACAAGACUUUACGAACUGCUUCCCUUUCCUUGAAACUACUUAAGAACCAGGAAGCGGAUCAGCACAGUGCCCGAUUGUUUAUCCAGGCUCUUGAAACUCUCCUCCCACAUCUUAUAGCUCUUCCUAAAGUAGAAGAGGUGGAUUUGGCUCUCCAGAACUUUUCCUCAACUUUUUGUUCAGGUAUGAUGCAUUCUCCAGGAAUUGAAGGGAAUGCCAGCUUUAACUUCCAGACCCUGAUGAACGCAGAUAGCCUCUAUGUAAUCUCUCACUAUACACUUCGGCUCAAUCUGAAGCUGUCAAAUGCAGAUUACUAUCGGAAGAAACCUGCCCAGUCUCCUGUAUUACUGAAGGAAUUCAUGAAACAGAUCCAGUCCAGUGGAGUAUUGAUGGUAUUUUCUCAGGCCUGGGUUGAAGAACUUUACCAUCAAGUAUUGGAGAGAAAUCUUCUUGGGGAAGCUGGUUAUUGGGGAAAUCCUGAAGAGCAUAGCCUUCCACUCAUCACUAUGCUGACAGACAUUGAUGGCUUGGGAAGCAGUGCAAUAGGCGGGCAGCUGAUGGCUUCAGCUUCCAAACAGUCUCCUCUGUCCCAGACCUGGAAACCAGAUGACACAGUGUUGGCAGGAGUCGCUUUUGCCCGAUACCUUCUAAUUGGUUGCUGGAAGAAUUUGAUUGACACCUUAUCGACACCUCUGACUGGUCGCAUGGCAGGGAGCUCCAAAGGAUUAGCAUUCAUUCUUGGGGCUGAAGGCAUCAAGGAGCAGAACCAAAAGGAGAAGAACGCCAUUUGCAUGAGUCUAGAUGGGCUAAGGAAGGCAGCCCGGCUCAGUUGUGCUUUAGGAGUUGCUGCUAAUUGUGCAUCAGCCCUUGCUCAGAUGGCUGCUGCGUCAUGUGUUCAAGAGGAGAAAGAGGAAAGAGAUGCCCAAGAGCCCAGUGAUGCUAUUGCUCAAGUAAAACAGAAAGUAGAGCAAAAACUGGAGCAGAUGGGGAAGGUGCAAGGUGUCUGCCUCCACACCGCUCAUGUUUUAUGCAUGGAUGCUGUUCUCAGCGUGGGACUGGAGAUGGGAAGCCACAAUCCAGACUGCUGGCCUCAUGUGUUUAGAGUAUGUGAAUACAUCAGCACGUUGGAACAUGUGCAUUUCAGUGAUGGCACACCUCAGCCACCUGUAACUAUCACCCAAGCCCCACAGGUGGCAGGGGAACUUCAGGGUGAAGUUCAGUCCACAGACUCACCCCAGGAACUGGUUCUGGAGCAAGAGGCAGCCUUGAGGAACAACCCUGUCAUCCAGCCAGUGUCCAUUCAGGAUCUCAUCAAAGAAGGCAGUAAGGGAAGAGCUUUUGAUUUUCGGGGAGGCAGCCUGAUGACCGGGAGCAGCGCAGCCAAGGCUAUCCUCACCCUCUCGACUCAAGCCGACAGGCUAUUUGAAGAUGCUGUUGACAAACUGAAUCUGAUGGCUUUGGGAGGUUUCCUGUACCAGCUGAAAAAGGCCUCCCAGUCCCAGCUCUUCCAGUCAGUUACAGACACAGUUGAUUACUCUUUGGCUAUGCCAGGAGAAAUAAAAUCCACUCAAGAAAGGAGAAGUGGCCUUCACUUGUUCCGCCUAGGGGGAGCCGUGCUCCGAAUUGUGAGGAGCAGAAGUCGUCCUCUGCUCCACCUUAUGCGCUGUUGGCACCUCGUGGCUCCUCACUUAGUUGAAGCUGCCUGCCAUAAAGAAACGCAUGUUUCCCGGAAGGCUGUUGCUUUUAUCCAUGACAUCCUAACAGAGGUUCUGACAGACUGGAACGAACCCCCUCAUUUUCACUUCAACGAGGCACUUUUCCGUCCCUUUGAGCGCAUCAUGCAGCUAGAACUUUGUGAUGAGGACAUUCAGGACCAGGUAGUCACAUCUAUAGGAGAGUUGGUGGAGGUGUGCUCAACUCGAAUUCAAUCAGGUUGGAGACCAUUGUUCAGUGCUUUAGAAACUGUGCACAGCAGCAGCAAGUCAGAAGUUAAAGAGUAUCUUGUUGGAGAGUAUUUGAUGGGAAAAUGCCAGGCUCCAGUAUUUGAUGUCUUUGAAGCAUUUCUAAAUACCGACAACAUCCAAGUCUUCGCAAAUGCAGCCACAAGUUAUAUCAUAUGUCUUAUGAAGUUUGUCAAAGGAUUGGGGGAAGCAGACUGCAAGGAUAUUGGUGACUGUACAUUAGGAUACCUGUCUACAGAUUUGUGCCUUCCUGCUCUUGAUUAUCUCAGGAGGUGUUCCCAGCUACUUGCCAAAAUCUACAAAAUGCCCUUGAAGCCUAUUUUUCUCAGCGGGAAAUUUGCGAACUUACCCCAAAGGAUCCAGGAACGAUCUGCAGGCAGUGAGGAUGGCGUUGAAUGUGUCCUUUCUGAGUUUGAUGAUGACACAGGCCUUAUUAAUGUCUGGAUCAUUCUGCUAGAAGAGUUGACGACUGCCAUAUCCAAUUGUCCCCGCCAGCACCAGCCUCCUACCUUGGAUUUGCUCUUUGAACUACUAAGAGAUGUUACCAAAAUGCCAGGCCCAGGAUUUGGUAUUUAUGCAGUUGUACACCUCCUGCUCCCUACAAUGUCUCUUUGGCUUCACCGCAGCCACAGCGAUCAUUCUUACUGGGAUGGGGCAUCUGCUAAUUUCAAACAUGCCAUUGGCCUUUCCUGUGAAUUAGUGGUGGAGCACAUUCAGAGCUUCAUACAUUCAGAUGUUGGCUAUGAGAAUAUGAUCAACACAAUGCUCAGAGAUCUUUUCAAGUUACUUGUAGCUUGUGUAGCAGAACCCACAGAAACCAUCUCGAGAGUUGGGUGCUCAUGUAUCAGAUAUGUACUAGUGACAGCUGGCCCUGUUUUUACUGAGGAAAUGUGGCGGCUGGCCUGUUGUGCCUUAGAGGAUGCUUUUUCAACUACUCUUGAACCAGUGAAGAAUCUGUUGGGCUAUUUCCACAGUGGCUCUGAAAAUCUGAGUGGCGAUGCCUGUGAGGUAAAAAUGGCAGCUCCUUCCCUCUCACCGAGUGCCGAAGCUGAAUACUGGAGAAUAAGGGCAAUGGCCCAACAAGUGUUUAUGUUGGACACCCAGUGCUCCCCAAAGACACCAAAUAACAAGGAAGGAUUUGAACAUGCUCAGUCUUGUGUGCUUAUUAUUGAGCUGCCUCCUGAUAAGAAGUCCAACGGCCAUUCACAAAAAAGUAUCCCUUUCAGGACAAUUGUAGUGAGCCUGCUUUCCCACCAAGUGCUGCUGCAGAAUUUAUAUGAUAUUUUGUUGGAAGAAUUUGUGAAAGGGCCCUCACAUGCUGAAGAGAAAAUAAUACACCAACUGCCAGAAACCAAACUCACCGGUUUCCUCAGGUACAUUUCUAUGCAGAACUUGGCUGUCAUCUUUGACCUACUGCUGGACUCAUACCGGACAGCUAGAGAGUUUGAUACAAGGACCGGGUUGAAGUGCUUGCUCAAAAAGGUAUCUGGCAUUGGUGGGGCUGCCAACUUAUACCGCCAGUCGGCCAUGAGCUUCAAUAUCUACUUCCAUGCCUUGAUCUGCGCUAUUGUGACCAAUCAGGAAAAUAUCACUGCAGAGCAGGUGAAGAAAAUCCUUUUUGAAGAUGAUGAAAGGAGCACCGAUUCAUCCCAACAAUGCUCUUCAGAAGAUGAAGACAUUUUUGAAGAGACUGCUCAAGUCAGCCCACCAAGGGGGAAGGAGAAGAGGCAGUGGAGGGCCAGGUUGCCAUCUCUGAGUGUUCAACCUGUGAGCAAUGCAGAUUGGGCUUGGUUAAUCAAAAGGCUUCACAAACUCUGCAUGGAGUUAUGUAAUAACUACAUUCAGAUGCAUCUGGAUCUGGAAAAUAGUGCUGAUGAGCUCCCUGUCUUCAGAGGAGACCCUUUCUUCAUCCUUCCAUCCUUUCAAUCAGAAACAUCCACACCAUCUACUGGAGGUCUUUCUGGAAAAGACACCCCUUCAGAAGAUGAUAAAAGCCAGAUUAGGGACUUGCUCACAGAAAACAUCACUCCUAAGGGAAGUUCAGAUAUUCUGCUGCUUCCACCAUUGAGCCCCAAAACGGAGAAGAAAGACCCAGGCAGAAAAAAAGAAUGGUGGGAGAGUGCUAGCAACAAAAUUUACACCAUAGCAACAGAUAAAACCAUAUCAAAGCUAAUGACAGAAUAUAAGAAAAGGAAGCAACAACAGCAUAACUUGGCUAACUUCUCCAAAGAGAUGAAAGCUGACAAGAAAGGGGAUCCACUUGGCACAAGAGGGCCAGAUUCACCACUCCCCCAACGGCCACAAAAUCUGAUUGAUAAAGGCCAAAUGAGGCACUCCUUCAGUGCAGGACCAGAGAUUCUGAGGCAAGAAAAGAGGCCACGCUCCGGGUCGACUGUCAGCUCGCUCAGUAUAUCAGUCCGGGAUGGUGAGGCACAAAUACAGGCGUGGACCAACAUGGUUCUGACAGUUCUUAACCAGAUUCAAUCCCUACCAGACCAGAUCUUCAUCGCCCUCCAACCAGCAGUAUUUCCCUGCAUCAGUCAAUUGACUUGCCACGUGACAGACGUUCGGGUUCGUCAGGCUCUGAGAGAAUGGCUGGGAAGAGUAGGGAGGGUUUAUGACAUCAUUGUGUAGAAGACUUUGGUUGCCUUAUCGAAUAGAGACUGAAUCUAAUGUACUUCAAGGCAUACAAAUAAAGUGCAUUUGUUGAAAACUUACCUAUAAAAAUGGUAGAGGGGUAUACAUCUGCCCAGUUGCUAGUCAGUAAUAGCUGGCAAAAUCUAUCCCACGCUGUUAAAUCUUAAGAGCACAGUGUAGUCAUACUCACAACACCAGAGAAUGUGACAUAGGAGAGUAUGACAGGAGGAGACUUUAUAUUAAAUUUGAAAUAGGUAUUCAGACAGGCUGAUAUAUGAAAGCUCAGUAUGUUUGAUACUGCAUAUUUUUUACGGAACGAAAAGGAAUGCUUCUUUUGCAGGAAGGUAGCAAAGAAGAUUGUGGAGCAAGGCAAGUAGCAUGGACACAUUCGUAUAAUAGGCUUCGUCAAGACUGACCAUUGAGAAUAUAAUGAUUGCUGAGAUAUCUUUAGUACAGAUUUCUGUUGUGUCUUAAAUGAGGCAUCUGAUCCUUAAAUCAUCUACAUUUAAAAAAAAAAUAGAUGUACCAAUAAAUAGAUGGGUUUUCUGGUUCUGUAGUCCUUUCCCAUCCCUCCACUGUAAGUUAACAAAUGCCAUAAAAUUUACAUGUGUCCCAGGUUUUCUGUUUUCAAGCUUUCCAUUUUGUAUUGUCUGACUUCUUUGUCAGGGCAAAAGAAUCUGAAAAUUAGGUUUCUGAAUAGAAUAUGUAGAGUUAUCAAUUUUUUGCCCUUACAACAAAUCUGUAAAAUAAAUUGUUCUCAGAGAU